AUGACAUCAAAUGACAGGCAUGCUUCCCACGACUCUCCCUACCGCACCGGGCAGCAUGUGCCCCUCAGCCAGAGCCGCCACGCACCCCUCACCUCCGUAGCGACCAGUGCCAUCGAGUCCCGACCAGAUCUCAGUUCGUCCUUCGAAGAAGAUUCGUCGAAGCGAUCCCAGCGUUGGUCGGAGUCCCAAGACACUAUCACCUCCCCGACCCGGCCAUACUCACCGGGAAUGAGGUCCAAACAAAGACGGUCCAAUGAGCAGGACGAAGGCGUGCAGAUGCAGAGCUUCCAUGACGGUGCUCCACCCCCUCCCCCGGUCUCGCAUUCUUGGAGGAAAAUAGAUAAAUGGUGCGAGAGGAAUUACGAGGAACUUUUUGAUCAAUUGUGCGAGGGUUGCACGCAGAAUGAUGUCAACGAGCUGGAGCAUGAGCUGGACUGCAGUCUACCACUGGAAGUCCGCGAAUCGUUGAUGAUACAUGACGGCCAAGAACGAGGUGGCUUACCCACCGGUGUCUUAUUCGGGUGUAUGCUUCUCGACUGUGAGGAAAUUGUUCAGGAAUGGAAAAACUGGCGAACAGUCAAUGAAGAGUUCCUCAGCACGACGACCAUUUCCGGGCCACAGCCUCCCCUAAAAGCAUACGGAGGUUCCUCGACUUCAAGUGCAGGGCAAGCUCAGUCUAACCCUCUCUGGCGACAGGAAUUGCUCGACAGGCAAGAUUCACAGCCAGUGCGGGCCAUUCAGAAGGCAUAUGCCCACCCAAGCUGGAUCCCCGUCGCGCGUGACUGGGGAGGUAACAAUAUCGCCAUUGAUCUUGCACCCGGACCAGCUGGAAAAUGGGGCCAGGUUAUCCUCUUCGGACGCGACUAUGAUUGUAAAUAUGUCAUUGCCAGGUCCUGGGCAGCUUUCUUAGCCAUGGUCGCAGACGACUUCCACUCUGGCAAGGUUAUUGUGGAUGAAGAUUCCAACGAGUUGAGAUUGAAACCUUUCAGAAACGCAGAUCCUCCGUACCUGGAGAUUCUCCGCUGGCGCACUGAUCAGAAGCAUGGCCGUAGACCUCCAAAGAAGCGGUCAGGAGGCGUCGGUCUUGGUGUCAACACUUCUGUCAAUGGAAAAACUACGAGAGAUUCCCCAUAUGGAAGUCCAACUCCAAGCACUGAGGAGAGAGGGCGUUCACCGCAUCGAUUCCCGUCACGCGGGCCUAACGGUAGCCCGAAGGGUGGCUUAGCAUUGUCUAGUCCUUUGGCACGAGUCGCAGAAGAAGCAUCAUCUCCUGUCAAAGAGAAUGAGCCGAACGAUGCAGACAAGAGCAAGUCGAAGGAUGCAGAUCUCGUUGAUCUCACCUCGCCUGCUGCCUCAAUUAGAGCAGAACCGGUCCCUACUACCGAUUCGAAAAACGACGGGCAUGCGGAGCAAGGUACUAGCAAACGCACUUCCAAAGCUGCUGACAAACCGAAGAGCGGCCUGUCCACACCACGCUCAUCCACCGGUCUCGACGCGAAAGAUUUUGAAGGAAUGAAAAGUAUUGCGAUUUGAGCGCUGCAUUGUAUGCCCCCUCUCGCAAAUAUCGGCCAUGAGAGAAGAGCUUCCCACACCAAUUCUACCCCUUUUUGAGCACCAGCAUAGGCAUGUCUUUUUCUUUCCUCUUUGCUCCAUGUAUUUCUUGUGGGCCUUUUUUAACACUGGGUUUCAUUUGAUUGGGCUAAACAAUCCUCACAUCUGUUCAAGCAAAGAAAAAGUCGAUCAGCAGGAAUUUUUCUGAUGCCGAGAUGAUGUGACGUCCAUAACUUCUCUCGAUGGCCUUUUCUGCCUUUAUUGCUUUUGUUCAGAGCGAUUCCCCUGUUUUUCAUGCUUUUGCCAUGGAUUCUUAUUUCUUAUUUUACCAAACUUGCUUCUUUCACUCUGUGUUUCUAUUUCUCUUCCAACUUGUACUAUUGGGCGAACCCCUUUCCCUCUCAGAAACUGUUUAAUCACCUUCCCAUAUUGCAUCAUCUUGUGUUAUCCCUUCUGAAUAAUUACCAUUACAACCUCUGAUUAUGCAGACUUGAACGUGCUUUUUUUUUUUUUUUUCGUGGCUGCUUUCUACCCAAUCCUGUUCACAGAAUCAUACCUGAGCCCUGGAUGCCCUUGCCCUGGACCUUCUCUUGCUGUUUGUUGAAGAGCAGCGCUAUUUGUCAUGUUAAAUGUUAUUGGGUUUCGUAGGAAAGAAUGAUUCCCACGAGGCAAUGAGGAUGUGUUGGGAAGUAGGAUCCUGAGACUCGGCGCAGUCAUCCACAGACCAGAU
Molecule: messenger RNA, 2281 nt
Organism: Coccidioides posadasii C735 delta SOWgp
Lineage: Eukaryota; Fungi; Ascomycota; Eurotiomycetes; Onygenales; Onygenaceae
Gene: SMI1
Product: Cell wall assembly regulator
Biological process (GO): cell wall biogenesis; fungal-type cell wall beta-glucan biosynthetic process
Cellular component (GO): mating projection tip
Source: RefSeq, a predicted model, not a curated record